Molecule: messenger RNA, 2831 nt
Organism: Cajanus cajan (pigeon pea)
Lineage: Eukaryota; Viridiplantae; Streptophyta; Magnoliopsida; Fabales; Fabaceae
Source: RefSeq, a predicted model, not a curated record
AGUUUUGUCAAAAUUGUAGGUAAUCUGAAUUGGGGCAAACCCAACCUAACAUACUCCACACACCCAACGAUCGAAGUGUUGCAGUGGUGAAUGCUUUUGGUAAGUGACGGGUAGUUGAGGAAGCAGGUGUCUGUCAUGUCACAAAUUGGAACUAUGUUUCUCAAAUGCUUUGGCCACACAAGUUCAUCUCAAAGACGGUAUCCAACGAUAAUACAAGAGCUCUGCCAUCAAUUUUCUUUGUCUGAUCUCAGGAAAUCAACCAACAAUUUUGACGAAGAGAGAGUAAUUGGACGUGGAGCAUUUAGUAUAAUAUAUAAAGGUUGCCUCCAACGUGAUGACGCUUCUGAUUAUCUGGUCGCAGUGAAGCGAUUUAAAGAGGAAAACAGUACAGUGUUCAAGACUGAAAUAGAGUUGCUCUGCCAGCUUCGUCACCCUAAUAUUGUCUCUCUUAUAGGAUUCUGCAACCAUGAAAAUGACAAGAUUAUUGUGUAUGAGUACAUGUCCAACGGAUCUCUCUAUGAAUGCCUAGAGCGUGGGAAACUGACAUGGAAGAAAAGGGUAGAGAUCUUCAUUGGAGCAGCGCGUGGACUACACUACCUUCACGCCGGAUUAAAGCGCUCCAUCUUUCACUGUAUUCUCAGUCCCAGUACAAUUCUUUUGGAUGCCAACAUGAAGCCAAAACUCGCAGGUUUCGGCCUUAGCAUACAGGGAGCACGGUUUGAUUCAAAGCCAAAACAAAUUAAUGGAGACCAUAUUAUGGGCAUACUUGGCUACAUGCCUUUGGAGUAUGUCAUUGACGGUACGGUCACAGAUAAAUGGGAUGUUUUCUCAUUUGGUAUGGCUCUACUGCAAGUUGUGUGUGGAAUGCAUUAUUUAGUGAUCUCAAUGGAAAGGGAACUUCUGGAGAAGUCGGUUGAGGAGAAUAUUGAUCUGAAUAUCAAAGGAAAGAUUGCACCAGAGUGCUGGCGCGUCUUUGCGGAUAUCAUGGUAAGAUGCUUGGAUUAUGAACCAGCUGAGCGACCAACAAUAGGUGAAGUAGAGGUGGAACUUGAGCAUGUUCUGUCCUUGCAAGAACAAGCAGAUAUCACAAACACCCACACUGAAUAUACCUUAUUGUCUAGAACCAUUAUUCCCCGGGCCUUUGGGAUUGAAAUGAAACUGUAAUCCAACGCAGAAGAUGGUGAUAUUCAAGAAAUCGAAUGGACGAAAGGAUCGGGAAGUUGCAACCAAACGCAUAAAAGAAACAAUAUGUAAAGAUUGGAUUGCAGAGCAAAGGGUAUCCAACAGUAAUCGAAGAGCUGUGCCGUCCAUUUUCAGUCUGAUCUUAAGAAAGCAACCAACAACUUUGAUCAAAACAGACUAAUUACAAAAGGAGCAUAUGCUAAAGUAUACAAAGGUUAUUUCCGACAUAAUGAUGCUUCUCAUUAUGAAGUCGCAGUGAAGCGAUUUAAUGUGGAAAGCACUCGUGAAUGGGAAGAAGAGUUGAAGAACGAAAUAGGGUUGCUCUGCCAGCUUCCUCACCCUAAUAUCAUCUCUCUUAUAGGAUUUUGCAACCUCAAAGAUGAGAAGAUUGGUGUGUUCGAGUACAUGUCCAAUGGAUCUCUAGAUCAACACAUACAAGCACUGUCAUGUAAGAAAAUUCUAGAGAUCUGCAUUGGAGCAGCGCGUGGACUACACUACCUUCACGCCGGAGCAAAGGUCACCAUUUUUCACUGUAACACCAAAUCUUAAAACAUUGUUUUGGAUCACAACAUGCACCCAAAACUCACGGAUUUCAGCCUUAGCAUACAGGGUGCACGUUUUACGUCAAAGCCUAAGCCAAUUAAAGUAUAUACUGCAGUCUUUAUAGAUAUCACCCUAAGAUGUGUGAAGCAUGAUGCGGAUGAGAGACCAACAAUGGGUGAAGUAGAGGUGGAACUUGAGCAUGUUCUGUCCUUGCAGGAACAAGCAGAAAUCACAAACACUGAUGCUCAUUAUAUCUUAUUGUCCAAAACCAUUAUUAAGCGAUACAAGCAACGGGAAGAUAUCAUACAAACCGAUACUUAUGGUAGCUUGGAAAGUCAGCCAUUCAUAAAAGACGAUUCAUAGUCUUAAGAGUACGUGAGAUUGCAAAUAGAGUUUGGCCACAAGCCACUGAAGUGAAAUAUAGCAGAUUUUAUACCGUGCAAUUCACAGGUUAAGAGAAGAGAAAUCAAGACAAAGAGAAGAAAUGAAGUUCAAAAAGACGGAUGGAAGAAAAUAUGUUUAUCUCUAUCAACUCAAAAAGGCUAAAGCUAUAUCAGAAGGGCUUAAGCCAUUCCAGAGACAUUAAGAUUACAAUCUGCCAAAAAAGGGCUUAAGCCAUUCCAGAAGAGCUUAAGCUAUCUCAAUUCCUUCAGGGUGAAGUAUUUAAAAAAGGCUUAAGUUAUUUCAGAAAGGCUUAAGCCAUUUCAAUUCCUUCAUGGUUAAGUAUUUAAAAAAGGGCUAUAGCCGAUCAGAAAUAGCUUAAGCCAAUUUGUGGCAGUAAAUGUCCCCUUGUUAUAAACCAUAACAUAUAAAAGGGGGAAGACCAGAGGAGCUUUUGGGAAGAAACGACACACUUGAACCAUCUCUUUCUCUCUAGCCUCGAGAUCAUCCAAGUUGAAGAUUUUGGUGGUGAUUCCGACGUUUCGGGAACGGAACGACGACAAUUUCUACUAGAUUCUUCUUCUUCUUCUAAUUUUGUUGGUUGGCUCUCAUGGAAAUGAGUAGCUGAUCUUUUCCUUUUGGGAUUGGAUGUAACCUCUUCCACCUUAAUGUAACUCUUGACUUUCACAUAUAUGUUAUGAUCUCUUCUACUUAUUAGUGAUUCA